Messenger RNA from Rotaria sordida, 2277 nucleotides. Lineage: Eukaryota; Metazoa; Rotifera; Eurotatoria; Philodinida; Philodinidae. The record is from the annotation of a GenBank genome assembly.
AUGAUCAUCAUUCCUCCACUACAUUAUUGCAUUGUCGAAUCGCCAGUGAUACGCAAUGAGGAGGGUGAAGUAGAAUUCGACCAGAAUGGUCAAGCGAAAUUGGCCCAUGCCGAUAUCGAUAUUCGUCUGACACGACCUGAUCAAAUCCCGUUUCCUCUCUAUCCAGGAGAAAUUCUUCGCCAACCUGUCACUGCACUUACAGUCGUUCCAGCUAAUUCAGCACUGCGAUUAAAAGCUGUACUCGAUUUUGAAGAUUCACAUAAGGAACAACGACGAGCUGUUGAUGAGUGGAUGUUCGAAGGUCCAGCUACAUACAUUCCUCGUAAAGAAGUCAAUGUCGAACAACAAAUUAAAGCAACUAUUAUUGGUCCUAAUCAAGCUAUUCGACUUUGCGCCGAAAAAGAACUUAUUGAUCGAUCAGGUCAACAUCGUGUCACUGGCGAAGAGUGGUUAGUCAAAAAGACCGGUGCUUAUUUGCCACUAGCCUAUGAAACGAUUGUAUUAGUUCAAGAUGCCUAUGCUUUAACUGAGAAGAAAGCUCUUCAUCUUCGAGCCCUUAAAACUUUCAUUGACGAUUUUGGUAAAAAACGUUUGAGUGGAGAAGAAUGGCUUGUAACGCAUAUUGAUACGGAAACACACAUCCUCAGUAUAUAUGAAGAACUUGUUGCCGUUGUCGAUGCAAUCACACUCAAUUCACGACAGUAUUGUGUUAUUCUCGAUCCCGUUAUCGAUAGUAAACCACAACUUGGAAGAAAGAAAAUGAUCUUUGGUGAAAUAUCAUUCUUUCUCCAACCGGGCGAAAAACUCUUGACAGGCAUUCAAAAUAUUUUUAUUUUGGAUGAAGACGAAGGUGUUAUUGUCAAAUGUAAUGAAACAUUCGAAGAUGAACAAGCAAAGAAAAUACGUACUCCGGGUGAUCUAUGGAUGAUUCGAGGACCAACUGAAUAUAUUCCACCUACUCAAGUAGAAGUUGUCACUCGACGAAAGGCAAUUCCAUUAGAUGAAAAUGAAGGCAUCUAUAUUCGUAAUAUCAAAAGUGGUCGUGUUCGAGCAGUCAUCGGUGAAACUUACAUGUUAACACAAGAUGAAGAACUUUGGAAUAAAGAAUUAUCCGAACAAAUCGAAUAUUUGCUUACGCGUGAUCCAUUAACCGAACGCUAUUCUCUUAUGCGUGAAUCGGCUUCAGCCAAAAAUGCAUCGACAGCUACUGCCUUUAAUAGUCAAUCAAACAGUUCGAAAUCAAUUACUACUAAACGUGACAAAUGGAAAUUGAUCACAUAUCGUGUUCCACAUAAUGCAGCCGUUCAAAUCUAUGAUUACAAACUAAAGAAAGCUCGCAUUGUCUUCGGUCCAGAACUUGUCAUGCUUGAACCUGAUGAACAUUUUACUCUGAUUUCUCUAAGUGGUGGCAUACCCAAAUGUCCUAAUCAAGUUAACUCCCUUUGUUUACUACUCGGUCCAAAUUUCUUUACUGAUAUCAUCGUCAUUGAGACGGCCGAUCAUGCUCGUCUUUCCCUUCAACUUGCUUAUAACUGGCACUUUGAAGUGAAAGACAUAAAUGAUAAGAUAGAAGCGGCUAAACUCUUUUCAGUGCCUGAUUUUGUCGGGGAUACAUGCAAAGCUAUUGCUUCACGUAUUCGUGGUGCUGUAGCUGGUACUCAAUUUGAUGAUUUCCAUAGGAACUCCGCUCACAUCAUUCGUGAAUCUGUAUUCGGUCUUGAUGCAAAUCAGUGUGUACGUGAUCAAAUUGUCUUUCCACAAAAUAAUCUUGUCAUUACAUCGAUCGACAUUCAAAGUGUUGAACCUGUCGAUCAACGUACGCGUGAUGCGCUACACAAGAGUGUGCAACUGGCCAUUGAGAUAACGACGAAUUCACAAGAAGCUGCUGCUAAACAUGAAGCUUCACGUCGCGAACAAGAAGCUAGAGCGCGUCGUAAAGCUGAAGCAACCAAAAUCGAAGCUGAAGCUGAAUUGGCCCGUUUAAAAUUAGUACGUGAAGCUGAAAUCAAGUUUUUACGCGAACAAAACGAACUAGAAAUUAAGAAAAAAGCCGAGUUGUCUCGAAUUGAAACUGAAAAAUUCAAAUUACAAGUCGAAUCAAUCGGUACUUCGACUAUUCAAAGUAUUGCUACAUCAGGUCCCGAAACUCAAGUCAAACUUUUGCAAGCACUCGGAAUACAAUCGAUGCUCGUCACCGAUGGCAAAAAUCCGAUCAAUCUCAUGGACUUUGGACAAGGUCUACUCGGGAGUUUAACAGCUCGUCAUGUAAUCAACUAA